AUGGGUAAUUUGUCGAGGUGGUUGCUGGUCGCCACACUGCUCUCGUUCGCACGAGCCUUCAGUCACGAGGACAUGAAAGAAGCCAUUCUGAAGAAGCUGGAGCUGAAAGAGCUCCCCCAGAUCCACAAGCGGGACUUGGACAACCUUGUCAUCCCGGCGCACAUCAAGAAUAAAUACCUUUCCAUGCUGAAACUGCACAACAAGCGGCGGCGCCGGUCCCUACCCAGCUUGGCUGGAAUUCUGAGGGGUAUCCCUGGAAACGCAGAUAUCUCAGGGGAGAUCAUGUACUCUGAUACUACGCGGCAGCGACUGGUCUUUGACAUGGAGGCCCGGAUUCCGGAUAAUAGUGAGGUUACCAUGGCAGAACUGAAACUGUUCAAGAAGGCUCCUCGCAAACUGCCCAUGCCGGAAAAGAAGCACCACCGACCUGCCAACAAUGCCAGAGUGAGCAUCUACUGGGUGGAGGUGCUGGAAAACGGAUCCAACCGGACAUCUCUUGUGGAUUCAAGGUUGGUGCCCAUCAGCGAAACCGGUUGGAAGAGCUUCGACGUUUCUCAGGCUGUUCACUACUGGUCCAAAACCCAGAGAAAAAGUCCACUGUAUCUUGAGGUCUGGAUCGAGGGCGAGAGACCGGGAAGCUACGCGGCCGAGAUGGCCAAGUGUGUGCGCUUUUCCACUCAAGACCCUUCAGACAAGAGCCUGGGAAAGCCAGAACUCGUGCUCUACACGCUGAACCUCGAUGAAUUCGGUUCCCGGGGCGACUGUGAAAUCAACAAAGCGAACAGCGUGUGCUGCAGAGAGGAGUACUUCAUAAACUUCCGAGAGCUGACCUGGACGCAGUACUGGAUCAUCGAGCCGGCCGGUUACCAGGCGUUCCGCUGCGCGGGAGGCUGCAAGCAGCCCAAGCGAAACUACGGAUAUGGGGAACGGACGUGCGCGGUGGUGGAAAGCGCGCCCUUGCCCAUGAUGUACCUGGUGAAGAGGGGCGACUACACAGAGAUCGAAGUCGCCGAAUUCCCCAAUAUGAUAGUCGAGAAGUGCGGGUGCACAAUGGACAAUAUAUCUAUUGUAUGA
This is a messenger RNA of Megalops cyprinoides (Indo-Pacific tarpon), 1074 nucleotides long. Its product is annotated as left-right determination factor 2-like. Lineage: Eukaryota; Metazoa; Chordata; Actinopteri; Elopiformes; Megalopidae. Gene Ontology annotation, cellular component: extracellular region. Gene Ontology annotation, biological process: BMP signaling pathway; SMAD protein signal transduction. Gene Ontology annotation, molecular function: transforming growth factor beta receptor binding; cytokine activity; growth factor activity. The transcript has 4 exons. The record is from RefSeq and is a predicted model, not a curated record. Bases 1 to 1074 code for a protein of 357 amino acids.